Messenger RNA from Camellia sinensis, 2148 nucleotides. RefSeq names its product receptor-like protein EIX2. The record is from RefSeq and is a predicted model, not a curated record. Lineage: Eukaryota; Viridiplantae; Streptophyta; Magnoliopsida; Ericales; Theaceae. Gene Ontology annotation, molecular function: protein binding.
AUGUUUAAUUCUUCUAUUCCUCUCUAUCUGGAAAAGCAUAAGAGCCUUGAACAUCUCAAUCUUGGCUACAACGCAUUUCAUGAUGUUAGUGGGAUGUUGAGUCUAAUGUCAAAUCAAUGUAGUUUGAGAUCAUUUGAUAUGAGUGGCAACAGAUUUGACAAAAAGAUGUUCAUUUCUUAUGGAAUUUUGUCCAGUUGCACCAUGUACAAUUUCGAGACAUUGUGUUCAAGUGAUAAUGGUUUCAUCGGUCAUUUACCAGAUUGGUUGGGACAGCUUAAACAUUUGAAAUACCUUGAUCUUUCAGGGAACUUGUUUAAUGGUUCGAAUCCAAAUUGGUUGGGAAGAAUGUCACCCUUGCACAAUAUAGUCCUCUGUGCUAAUCAAUUUAUUGGGGUCUUCCCACCGUCGCUAGGGAACCUAUCAGCCUUGAGAGUACUAGAUCUUUCUUACAACAAGUUAAAUGGGACCAUUCCUGUUUCUAUUGGACAAUUAUCAAAUCUCAAGAUCUUAGAUCUCUCUUCUAAUUCCCUGGAAGGCGCAGUACUUUCUGAAACUCAUUUGUCCAACCUCUCAAUGUUGGAAGAAUUGAGAACAAGUUCUGCGUUCUUGACAUUGAAGGUCAGAUCUGAUUGGAUACCUCCUUUUCAAUUGAAAUCCCUUCUAAUGGGGUCCUGUAGAGUAGGGAUUCAAUUUCCUCAAUGGCUUCAAACACAAAAGAAAGUUGUUGAAUUGGAUCUUUCCAAUACUAGUAUAUCAGGAACCCUCCCUAAAUGGCUUCUUGACAUGCCUCUCUGGACAUUAGAUCUCUCUCAUAACCAUAUCAGUGGACCCAUUCUGAAAUUGCCUUCCACUUUAGAAUUUGUUUGCCUUUCCCAUAACUAUAUCUCAGGACCUCUUCCACAAAAUAUUGGUGAUAUGGUGCCUACUUCGCUUACUUUGUCACUAGCUGACAAUUUGAUAAAUGGUUUGAUACCCAAUUCAUUGUGCAAAAUUUGGACUUUGGAUGAAUUAGAUCUUUCUAAGAAUAUGUUAUUUGGAAAUCUUCCUCAGUGUUGGGGGGAUUCAAGGGAAAUCCCAAAUCUAUGGGUUAUGAAAUUUUCAUCUAACAAGCUUUCAGGGAUUAUUCCAAGCUCUAUUGGACAUUUGUCUAGACUGGGAUGGUUACAUUUGAAUAACAAUAGUUUUUAUGGAGAGCUUCCUAUGGGUUUGCGAAAUUGCACAGGUUUAUUAGUUUUGGAUCUUGGUGAGAAUGGAUUCUCUGGAAACAUACCUGGAUGGAUUGGAGAAUUAGAAUCAUUGAGAAUUCUGAGACUACACAAGAAUAUGUUUAAUGGCAAGAUUCCUUUACAGUUAUGUCAACUGUCAAGUCUCGAAAUCAUAGACCUUGCAAACAAUAACUUGGAAAAAACCAUCCCUCGCUGUUAUGGCAAUCUCAGUGGUAUGGUCUUGUAUGAACAUUCAAGACUUGAGUAUGGGCAAUGGUUUUCUGAAAACAUGAUGCAGGACAUGAAGGGAAAUGAACUUGAAUACAGCACUACACUAUUAUAUCUAGUGAACAUGGAUCUUUCGAGGAAUAAUCUGACUGGAACGAUCCCUGAAGAGCUCUCACUUCUUUCAGGUUUGCUUGGGCUUAAUUUAUCGCACAAUAAUUUGACAGGAAGCAUCCCUAAGAAGAUCGGUGGCUUAAAGUCAUUGGAAUCUCUUGAUUUCUCUAACAAUAAACUUUCAGGCACAAUUCCGGAGAGCAUGUCAAAUUUGAGUUUUAUAAGUCACUUGAACUUAUCAUACAAUAGCCUCUCAGGACGUAUCCCAACGGGUAAUCAGCUCCAAACUCUUGAUGACCCUUCUAUUUAUGUUGGCAAUAGUGAACUUUGUGGAGCUUUUGUACCAAAGAAAUGCUCUAAUGACGAACAUUCUCAACCUGCUCAGCCAUCCACAAGUAAUGAAGAAACAUAUGAAGGAGAUGUGUCUGAAAAGGUAUGGUUUUACUUGGUUAUAAUGAGUGGCUAUGCCACAGGGUUAUGGGGAGUUAUUGGAGUUUUGUUGUUCAAGAAGAACUGGAGACAUGCUUAUUUUCGAUUCGUUGAUAUGAUCAAAGAGAAUGUACUAGCAGCUAUAGCAGUGAGAGCGGCUCAAUUUAAUAAGUAG